AUGGCGCAGUUUUGGGAUGAAGCGGCCAUGCUUCUAGAAGUACUAAUAAUGAAAGCCAAGGGUCUCGAUCCUGACGGAAUGGAUCUUUCUUUCACUACCGGACCUGUUAGAGUCCAAAACAGCAACGACGAGAGAGGUUUCACUGAAGCGAUGGACAAUGAUGAUGCCAGACCCAACGACAUGACCCAUACUGACAUGAGUGCUUCGCUGGGUGCCAUUUUGAGCGCUUAUCUUCAAGAGCUGAAAAGCAAAAGACUCCAAGGCACCAGAGAGACCAAGAAAAGAAGGUCGACUAACUAUGGAGUUAAUGAUAGGAAGCUGACUGUGAUCGUCUUCACAGACGGGAAAUGGGAAGGAAUGGAUAGAAAAGCUCAGGUCGAUCAGAUCAUUAUUGACUUCUCCAAAGCAUUAGAAAAAGAGGUUCGGAAUCUACAAAAGCGUUAUGUAAGCAUUGAGUUCGUCCAGUUCGGCAAUGACCCAGACGCAAGUCACAGGCUGCGGCACUUGGAUAACGACCUCAAUUAUGCUGGAGUUGAUGACAUCGUUGAUACCGAACCUUCAAGGGGCGAUGUCUAUAAAAUGCUUUUAGGUAGCUUUGUGGAAGGAUUUGACAAGAAAAAUGACGAACCAGAGGAUCCUUCGCCCAUUAGCCCUGGCAAUGGUGCUGCUAUUCACGAAUCGCCGCCACGGCUCUUCCAACCAGGAGUGAAUCAGCCUUGGCCGCAAAUCCACAGCCCUCCGCCAGCCGAGCUCCCCAGUCCAGAGUUUUACUGCUAUUCACCAUGCGACUACUGCGAUGUCUAUCUUACACACGAUUCCAUGUCUGUACGCAAGGCACACAAUGCUGGGAGAAAUCAUUUGAGGAACGUGGUGGAAUACUAUCAACAAAUUGGCCAUGAAAAAGCGCAAUCAGUUAUCGAUUCAAUCACAUCCUCGUACGCAGACGCAGGUCAAGCAAACCCUAUGCUGCAACCUCCUGCUGGUGCUGGAGGGUUUCCACCUCCAUUUCCCGGUGGUCUUCCUGGCAUGCCCCCUCCACCAUUUGGUAUGCCAGGUGCGCCACCUCCUCCGGGCGGUCGCGGCAUGCCGUUCCCUCCUUUUCCACCAAAUGGUGUCCCGCCUCCCAAUCUUCCAGCUGGCAUGCCUUUUCCUCCACCAGGCGGUUUCCCUCCGAACUUCCAGAUCCCGCCUCCAAGCGCGCCUGGUGGUUUCCCCCUUCCAGGACAACUUGGUGGACCUCCUCCAAGUCCAGGACCUCAACAAGGACAGGGCCCACCGCCUGGAUUUGGUGGGCCUCCGGGUACAGCAGGAGAUAGAAGAUAA
Molecule: messenger RNA, 1323 nt
Organism: Endocarpon pusillum Z07020
Lineage: Eukaryota; Fungi; Ascomycota; Eurotiomycetes; Verrucariales; Verrucariaceae
Exons: 6
Coding region: 1-1323 (440 amino acids)
Biological process (GO): mRNA splicing, via spliceosome; mRNA 5'-splice site recognition; spliceosomal snRNP assembly
Cellular component (GO): nucleus; U1 snRNP
Molecular function (GO): zinc ion binding; pre-mRNA 5'-splice site binding
Source: RefSeq, a predicted model, not a curated record